Messenger RNA from Megalops cyprinoides (Indo-Pacific tarpon), 3384 nucleotides. Its product is annotated as electrogenic sodium bicarbonate cotransporter 4-like. Gene Ontology annotation, biological process: regulation of intracellular pH; monoatomic anion transport; transmembrane transport. Lineage: Eukaryota; Metazoa; Chordata; Actinopteri; Elopiformes; Megalopidae. Gene Ontology annotation, molecular function: solute:inorganic anion antiporter activity; sodium:bicarbonate symporter activity; monoatomic anion transmembrane transporter activity. The coding region runs from base 1 to 3384 and encodes 1127 amino acids. The transcript has 25 exons. Gene Ontology annotation, cellular component: plasma membrane. The record is from RefSeq and is a predicted model, not a curated record.
AUGGAUCAUGAUGGGAUGGGAGGCAGGGGAAUGGGGACUACUCGUCGGCACUACGAGGAGGAGGAAGAGCAUCACUCUAUCUACAUUGGCGUGCCCGUGCCGCGGAGCUACAGACGCAAGCGCCGCCGCCGCAGGUCCGAGUCUGGGCGGGACGGCAGCGACGUGGACCGCGAAAGGCGCCACGAAUCCCACAGACACGAGCACCACGACAGAGACGAGAGGGGCAGGUAUGACCCGGACGAUGGAGGACUGGACCCACAGGACAGGAACGCUCCUCUGGAUGUCAACUGCACAAUGUCCCCAGCAGCAGAGCGUUUGCGUUAUAUCCUGGGUGAUGAAGAAGAUGUUCCAACCCCGACCAUCUUCACGGAGAUGGACACACUUCAGCAUGAGGGUGAUGAGUUGGAGUGGAAGGAGUCUGCCAGGUGGGUGAAGUUUGAGGAGAAGGUGGAGGAAGGUGGGGAGCGGUGGAGCAAGCCACAUGUCUCCACCCUGUCCUUGCACAGCCUGUUUGAGCUGCGCACCUGCUUACAGACCGGUGCCAUCAUACUGGACCUGGAGGGCUACUCCCUGCCCCAGAUUGUGGAUGAGAUUGUGGAGCGGCAGGUGGAGGAGGGUCUCAUCAGUCCUGAUCUGAGAGACAAGAUCAGCUACGUCCUGCUGCGAAAGCACCGGCACCAGACCAAGAAGCCCAUCCAUCGCUCCCUGGCUGACAUCGGGAAGUCAUCCUCCUCGGGACGCAGUCCUGCGCGCUGCCCCCCUACAGGGGCCGGCUUCCAUCGCUCCACAGAGGAUCUGCGCAUGAAGCAGGCGGGCAGCUAUGGCCGUCUGCAUCAUGCCCAAAGCAGGAGUAUGAAUGAUAUUUCAGACACACCCAGCACAGACCAGCUGAAGAACAAGUUUAUGAAGAAGAUUCCUCGUGAUGCAGAGGCCUCCAAUGUGCUGGUGGGGGAGGUAGACUUCCUGGAAAAGCCCUUUGUGGUGUUUGUCCGCCUGGCCCAGGCCACCACCCUAGGGGGGCUGACAGAGGUGCCCGUUCCCACCAGGUUCCUGUUCGUGCUGCUCGGGCCCCAGGGCAAAGGGAAGUCCUACAAUGAGAUCGGCCGCGCCAUUGCCACUCUCAUGGUGGAUGAUCUCUUCAGUGAUGUGGCAUACAAGGCCCGGGACCGUGAUGACCUCAUCGCUGGCAUCGAUGAGUUCCUGGACGAGGUGAUUGUACUGCCACCAGGAGAGUGGGACCCCAAGAUCCGCAUCGAGCCCCCCAAGAAAGUGCCCUCAGCAGACAUGAGGAAGUCCGUCUUCUCUCUCAAUGAGCUGGGGCAGAUGAAUGGAACAGCAGGAGGGGGCGGGGGUGCCGCAGAGGAUGAAGAAAUGCCAGUGCCACAUGAACUGGGAGAGGAGCUGUCUUUUACUGGGAGGUUCUGCGGUGGUCUGUUUUUGGACAUCAAGCGGAAGCUGCCCUGGAUUCCCUCUGACUUCUAUGAGGGCUUCCACAUCCAGUCCAUCUCUGCCGUGCUCUUCAUCUACCUGGGCUGCAUCACCAAUGCCAUCACGUUCGGAGGACUGCUGGGAGAUGCCACCGACAACUACCAGGGGGUGAUGGAGAGCUUCCUUGGCACUUCCCUGGCAGGGACGGUGUUCUGCCUGUUCGGUGGCCAGCCACUCAUCAUCCUCAGCUCCACCGGACCCAUCCUCAUAUUCGAGAAGCUGCUCUAUGAGUUCAGCAAGACGAACAGCAUUGACUACAUGGAGCUGCGUCUGUGGAUUGGGUUACACUCCUGCCUCCAGUGCAUGAUUCUGGUUGCCACAGAUGCCAGCUACAUCAUCAAGUACAUCACACGCUUCACAGAGGAGGGCUUCUCCAGCCUCAUCUCCUUCAUCUUCAUCUCCGACGCCAUCAAGAAGAUGGUGGGCGCCUUCAAGUACUACCCCAUUAACAGGGAGUUCAAGCCUGACUAUGUCACGGCGUACAAGUGCGAAUGCCUGGCUCCAGACCCAGGUGAGCCCAUCUUCAUUGCAUGGGACAAAUACAAUGUCACAGCCCUGGACUGGAGCCAGCUCAGUAAGAAGGAAUGCCUGAAGUACGGGGGUUCCCUGGUGGGCAAGUCCUGCAAGUAUGUCCCAGACCUGGCACUCAUGUCGUUCAUCCUCUUCUUUGGCACCUACUCCAUGACCGUCUCACUCAAGAAGUUUAAGUUCAGCCGUUAUUUCCCCACCAAGCUUCGGAAGCUCAUCAGCGAUUUCUCCAUUUUCAUGUCAAUUAUGACAUUUGUGGGCCUCGAUAUGUUAAUGGGGCUCAAAACUCCCAAGCUCAUUGUGCCAACAGAGUUUAAGCCGACACGCUCAGACCGCGGCUGGAUCGUGAUGCCGUUCGGGAAGAACCCCUGGUGGAUAUACCUGGCCAGCUUUGUCCCCGCUCUCCUUGUCACCAUCCUCAUCUUCAUGGACCAGCAGAUCAGCGCUGUCAUUGUGAAUCGCAAGGAGAACAAGCUCAAGAAAGGGUGUGGGUACCACUUAGAUCUCUUCUGGGUGGGGAUCCUGAUGGCUGCCUGUUCCUUCAUGGGGCUGCCAUGGUACGUGGCGGCCACUGUCAUCUCCAUCGCCCACAUCGAUUCCCUGAAGAUGGAGAGCGAGAGCAGCGCACCAGGGGAGCAGCCACAGUUCCUGGGAGUACGGGAGCAGAGGCUGACAGGGAUCCUGGUGUUUGUACUGACUGGGGUCUCCAUCUUCCUUGCUCCCAUACUGCAGUUCAUCCCCAUGCCAGUUCUCUACGGUGUAUUCCUUUACAUGGGGGUGGCCUCUCUCAAUGGCAUCCAGUUCUGGGACCGGAUCAAGCUGUACCUGAUGCCAGCCAAACACCAGCCUGAUUUCAUCUACCUGCGCCAUGUGCCGCUGCGGCGAGUCCAUCUCUUCACGCUGGUGCAGAUCGUCUGUCUGGCAGUGCUGUGGAUCCUCAAGUCCACUGUGGCGGCCAUCAUCUUCCCUGUCAUGAUUCUGGGCCUGAUGGUGGUGCGGAAGAUGCUGGACCUGGUGUUCUCCCAGCACGACCUGGCCUGGCUUGACGACAUCCUGCCUGAGAAGGACAAAAAGAAGAAGGAGGAUGAAAAAAAGAAGAAAGACAAGAAGAAGCCCAAAGGAGGGGAGGAUGACAGCGAAGAAGAGGAGAAAUACCACCCUCACUCUAACUGCUCCCCUGAUGAGUCAGACCUGGACCGCAGCAUUACGCUGCACCUGAAGAUCUCCUGUCCUCCGUCCCCGGCUGGGCCCCUGACCCGCGGAGUGUCCUGCCCAGUGCCCCAGGUCAAGAUCGAGAUGGAGUCUGACAACGAGGACACUGACAUUUACCCCCGCCAGCGGGACAUGGGCAGCGAAACUACACUAUAG